Molecule: messenger RNA, 4190 nt
Organism: Sapajus apella (tufted capuchin)
Lineage: Eukaryota; Metazoa; Chordata; Mammalia; Primates; Cebidae
Gene: EHHADH
Product: enoyl-CoA hydratase and 3-hydroxyacyl CoA dehydrogenase
Exons: 7
Coding region: 1342-3225 (627 amino acids)
Biological process (GO): fatty acid beta-oxidation
Cellular component (GO): peroxisome
Molecular function (GO): (3S)-3-hydroxyacyl-CoA dehydrogenase (NAD+) activity; NAD+ binding
Source: RefSeq, a predicted model, not a curated record
GUAACUUCCGACCUGUUCUGUGCGGUCUCCUGUCAUCCUGACGCGCUCCGGAUUUUGCUUGUCGGGUUUUAUUCCGCCGGUUUGCCUCUCCGCCUGUGUAUCUAGCCUGAAACAGUGCAUAUUAUCUCUUUGCAAACAUCUUUAGCCUUCUCUUCGGCAGCCACUUCCCUCUGCUUCUUCUGUAGCUUGGACUCAUCACUGUUCAAAUUGGUCUGGCCUCUUGGAGAAAUCACGACUGUUACUGUGAUUUUUCUUAUUUAUCUACCUAGGGAAGUGCUAGGACUGCAGGCUGUAAGGUUGCGUUGUCUGGUUUCAAAUGCUGCCUCUCACUUCUAACAGUGUUACCUGGGCAUGUUACUUCACCUCUCUCUCUGUUUUUAUUUAAUCCCGUUUUCUGAGAAUCUCUGUGCCCACUUCGAGUGUGAAACAUAAUACUAGUACAUAGAAAAUAGGAUAAUUGUGUGUAUUACUUGAGAUAAUACAUGGAAAGCACUGGCACAUUGAAAGCAUUCAAUUAGUGUUAACCAUUACUUUUUACACUAUUAUGCACUCUUACUACCUGUUGGAACAUACCUGUGCUUAAGGACGACUGGAACCAGAUUUCCUGCCAUCCCUCAUACCCCCCCCCCCCCCACUUUUGUCUUUAAAUUUUUACAGAUACACAGUUUUUAAUUAAGUAAUUAGUUGAUGAUGCCUGUAAUCUUCGUUGGAACUGUGAGCCCCUCCACACAAAGUUGGAAAUAGAAACUAACUUCAACCCUACUGGAAAUCACCUGCUUAGUGCUGCGAGGUAAUGGGGGAAAGUUGAAUAAAACCCAGGCCUUACCCUCAAGAACAUGGAGAUAUUCAAUAAAUAUUUAUGGAAUGAAGGAAGUCAACCUAGGAAAAAGUGGAAGGGACCAGCUGGGCUGAAGAUUUAUCCUUAGCACAAAAAAAUGCACAGAAUGACAUAACUGAAAGGAACGUUAGAAGCAAUCACUUAGUCAAUCUCUUGCUGUUACAGGUAAGGAACAUUGGAUCCAAAGGAGUGGCUAUUAAAUGAAUUUCAAUACUAGCACCAGAAGAAGAGUCUCAAAAUGCUCACCACUUCUUCACAUUCCCAGAAUCUGCCUCAAAAUGUGAAUAAGUACGGCUUUACUCCGUGAAAUAGAAGAAGGACUACAGAAAGCUGUAACAGACCAUACAAUAAAAGCCAUUGUGAUUUGUGGAGCAGAGGGCAAAUUUUCUGCAGGUGCUGAUAUUCACGGCUUCAGCGCUCCUAGGACCUUUGGCUUAUCACUGGGAAGUGUAGUAGAUGAAAUACAGAGAAAUGGGAAGCCCGUGGUGGCAGCAAUCCAAGGCAUGGCUUUAGGAGGAGGACUAGAGCUGGCCCUGGGCUGUCACUACAGGAUUGCCCAUGCAGAGGCUCAAGUUGGCUUACCAGAAGUUACACUGGGACUUCUCCCUGGUGCAAGAGGAACCCAGCUUCUCCCAAGACUCAUCGGAGUUCCUGCUGCACUUGACUUAAUUACCACAGGAAGACAUAUUUCAGCAGGUGAAGCACUCAAGCUGGGCAUUCUAGAUAAAGUUGUGAACUCAGACCCACUUGAAGAAGCAAUCAGAUUUGCUCAGAGAGUUUCAGAUCAACCUUUAGAAUCCCGUAGACUCUUCAACAAGCCAAUUCCGAGCUUGCCCAACAUGGACACCAUUUUUAGUGAGGCCCUCUUGAAGAUGCGGAAGCAGCACCCUGGGUGUCUUGCUCAGGAGGCUUGUGUCCGAGCGGUCCAGGCUGCUGUGCAGUAUCCCUAUGAAGUGGGCAGCAAGAAGGAGAAGGAGCUGUUUCAAUAUCUUUUGCAAUCAGGGCAGGCGAGAGCCCUGCAAUAUGCUUUCUUAGCUGAAAGGAAAGCAAAUAAGUGGUCAUCUCCCUCUGGAGCAUCGUGGAAAACAGCAUCAGCGCAGCCUGUCUCCUCGGUUGGCGUUGUUGGCUUGGGAACAAUGGGCCGAGGCAUUGUCCUUUCUUUUGCAACGGCCAGGAUUCCUGUGAUUGCUGUAGACUCAGACAAAAACCAGCUGGCAACUGCAAACAAGAUAAUAACCUCUGUCUUGGAAAAAGAAGCAUCCAAAAUGCAACAGAGUGGCCACCCUUGGUCAGGACCAAAACCCAGGUUAACUUCAUCUAUGAAGGAGCUUGGUGGUGUAGAUUUAGUCAUUGAAGCAGUAUUUGAGGACAUGAGCCUGAAGAAGCAGGUCUUUGCUGAACUCUCAGCUGUGUGCAAACCAGAAGCUUUUUUGUGCACCAAUACUUCAGCCCUGGACGUUGAUGAGAUUGCUUCUUCCACAAAUCGUCCUCACCUGGUCAUUGGCACUCACUUCUUUUCACCAGCUCAUAUCAUGAAGUUGUUAGAGGUUAUUCCCAGCCGAUACUCUUCCCCCACUACUAUUGCCACUGUUAUGAACUUAUCAAAAAAGAUUAAAAAGAUUGGGGUCGUUGUAGGCAACUGUUUUGGAUUUGUGGGGAAUCGAAUGUUGAAUCCUUAUUACAAUCAGACAUAUUUCUUAUUAGAAGAAGGCAGCAAGCCAGAGGAGGUAGAUCAGGUGCUGGAAGAGUUUGGUUUUAAAAUGGGACCUUUUAGAGUGUCCGAUCUUGCUGGGUUGGAUGUAGGCUGGAAAUCUAGAAAGGGGCAAGGUCUUACCGGACCUACAUUGCUUCCAGGAACUCCUGCCCGAAAAAGAGGCAAUAGGAGAUAUUGCCCAAUUCCUGAUGUGCUCUGUGAAUUAGGACGAUUUGGCCAGAAGACAGGUAAGGGCUGGUAUCAGUAUGACAAGCCAUUGGGCAGGAUUCACAAACCUGAUCCCUGGCUUUCCAAAUUCCUAUCACACUAUAGAGAAACCCAUCACAUUGAACCACGUAUCAUCAGCCGCGAUGAGAUCCUGGAGCGUUGCUUAUAUUCACUUAUCAAUGAAGCCUUCCGUAUCUUGGGAGAAGGGAUAGCUGCUAGCCCAGAGCACAUUGAUGUUGUCUAUUUACAUGGAUACGGAUGGCCAAGGCACAGGGGCGGGCCCAUGUUCUAUGCUUCCACAGUUGGGUUGCCCACCAUUCUAGAGAAGUUGCAGAAAUAUUACAGGCAGAACCCUGAUAUUCCCCAACUGGAGCCCAGUGACUAUCUAAAAAAGCUGGCUUCUCAGGGAAACCCUCCCCUGAAAGAAUGGCAAAGCUUGGCAGGGCCCCCCAGCAGCAAAUUGUGAUUCGGCCUCCCAGCUUAUGCCCCACAUGUUAGCAUCAGGUAAUGCUUACUGAAUUUCAGUGAAAUUAAAUCCAAAAAUCGAAAGUAAGAUUGUUCUGAAAUACAAAGCAAAAGAAAUAAUCAGUAGAGUCUUCUGUGCGAUGACGUUCAUGGUCAGAUCUUUACGCGUGUGCUUCCCAUGCCUGUGAAUCUGCCCCUAUCAGAUGAAUUCAAUGCAUGAACUUGUGUGAAUGCAAUACCAUAAUAGCUGAUGAAAGAGGCUCAGGCGUAAGUUAUGAUUCUCAAGUGCGUUGAUCAUUGGAGAAAUGAGUCAUCAAUUAAUAAAUGAUAAAUGCAGCUAAGUCGUACAUUCAUUUUGACCCCUUUCAACCCCACACACAUAGCAUUGAUCAGAAGUCUUAUGAAUCAUACAUACAAUCAACGAGCAUUAAAGUUGUAAGAAAAACACAGUUGGAAAUUGGUAAGGGAACCGAGUACUUCCAACCAGCACGGGGAACUCAGGGUAGUGUGGUAAAUUGUGCUCAAUGUAUCACUUCUGUGCAAGCCUCGGAAAUGUUUGUUGAUCAUUUCCCUAAGCGCAGGGGACAACCUAGUUUUUCCUCUUCUGUUUACGGAAAAAUGAUAGAAAGUAGUAAGUUGUUAACUUGUGUAAGAAGGGUCUUAGAGAACAUCUAACCUUCUAGGAGUUCCCAAUUCUGUGAUAGAGUAACGAUACCAGUCCCCUGUUAUGACAAGCCUUUGUGAUUUUACAUAUGGAAAUGACUGAAUCUUGAAAAAUCUAAAAUUGUUACAAAACAUAUUUUGUAUAAUUUUGUUAUGAGUUCUCUUUUUACUUUUUGACUUGUGUAGUUAAAAAUUAAGGGGCUGGUCAAUACAAAAACUUGUACACAAAUUUUAUAGCAGAAUUACUCAUAAUGGCCAAAAGCUGGAUACAACCCAAAUGUCUAUUAACUAAUGAAUAGAUAA